Artibeus jamaicensis (Jamaican fruit-eating bat) is the source of this 1134-nucleotide messenger RNA. RefSeq names its product transmembrane protein 225 (gene TMEM225). The transcript is spliced from 6 exons. NCBI's taxonomy places the organism in Eukaryota, Metazoa, Chordata, Mammalia, Chiroptera, Phyllostomidae. Bases 1 to 1134 code for a protein of 377 amino acids. Gene Ontology annotation, biological process: negative regulation of phosphatase activity. The record is from RefSeq and is a predicted model, not a curated record.
AUGUCGCCCACGUGUGAAAAUGCCCAGCGUUCCUCCAGAGGGCCGUCCCAGAGCGACCACGCCAGCAGAAACCCGAGCCCUGCAAGCCCCUCAUGUAAUGCUGGUCGCGCUUUCGACCACCGUCGGCCUGCCCGUGCAGUGGUGCAGCCAUCAACCAGGAACAUCCAGGCCCUCAACAUGUUCUUCUCCUCCUGGGCCUUAGUCUUCUUGUCCUUGGGAGUUAUGGUCGAUGACUGGGUUACACUGAAUUUUGAAACAAAAACCAAUAUGCAAAGCCAUAGUCCAUGGAUAUACACCACUAUUUGGCCAAAAGAUGACCUGAAAGUGGUCAGGAUCAUGUUGAUCCUGGUGAUCAGCUUCUCCUUCUUCCAUAACUUGUUCCUGGGAUUGGAAUUCACCUUUAUGAUUCCUCAAACUAAAUAUAUCUUCCUCAUCACUGUAUUCCUCAGUUUCUUCACAGGCAUCCUUCUGCUCUGCGCACUCCUGCUAUAUCACCUGAAGCUAAGGCGAGGGCGAUCCGUGUACUAUUCCGGAUAUAAAAUCACCUGGAUCAUUUCCACUGCCUACUUAAGUGUUUUCUUCCUUUUUGCCUCUGGAAUCCUGUGUAUUCUACAGUACAAGCAAGCCAUGAAUUCUGCAGAAGAAAGUCAUGACACACAGCAAUCUGGGAGCUCUAUCGAAGUGGCUUCAUUGCAAAAACUCACCAUAAUGCCUCGUAGUAUUGUCCACGUGCAGUCCAAAAACUUAGACCAAGGUUCCCUAAGGAAACAACAAAGCCAAAAACGUCGUGGUGAAGAAGUGAUGUCAGCCCCCCUGCUCCCACCCCCUGGGGACUCUAAAGAGGAAGAAGGUACUUGCCAGAAUAUAAAACUCCAGAGGCCAAAGUCUAGGAAAAUUGCUGUCAAUACUUUCAAAAAGGCUAAGGGAGGAGGAAUGAGCCAGAGAAGGGUACAGGAAGAGCACAGUGACAAAGUCAAGAAGGGGCACGUCAGAGGAGGAGAUCGAGGGGUCUCCACAGGAAACAGCAAGAGCACCAGGACACUGGAUCAGGCAGCAGGCCGUUGCCUCACCGCACAUUUGCACACAGGUGGUGGCCACCAGCAGGAGCGGCUCCGGAGGGAGGUACAGGGGUAG